This is a messenger RNA of Xiphias gladius (swordfish), 3359 nucleotides long. It is a transcript of the gene gart, whose product is annotated as phosphoribosylglycinamide formyltransferase. Gene Ontology annotation, biological process: 'de novo' IMP biosynthetic process; adenine biosynthetic process. Gene Ontology annotation, molecular function: phosphoribosylamine-glycine ligase activity; phosphoribosylglycinamide formyltransferase activity; metal ion binding. The transcript is spliced from 23 exons. NCBI's taxonomy places the organism in Eukaryota, Metazoa, Chordata, Actinopteri, Istiophoriformes, Xiphiidae. Gene Ontology annotation, cellular component: cytosol. Bases 193 to 3249 code for a protein of 1018 amino acids. The record is from RefSeq and is a predicted model, not a curated record.
UUCCCAUGAUGCACUCGGUGGUUACCUCCCCCCCCUCGGAGAAGUUGGAAGAAUCCAAAAAACUUGCCCCAAAUACUUUGAGCAGCAAAUAAAGUCAGCAGGCUGAGAGCAGAGGGGAAACUCCUGACUGCUGUCCUGAACCGGGCUCCGGCUAUUUCCCGCUUCACACGUAUACUAACGCACACAGGUGCCAUGGCAGAGCGGGUGCUGGUGGUUGGCAGUGGUGGACGGGAGCAUGCACUGGCCUGGAAGUUGGCCCAGUCGCCACAGAUUCAGCAAGUGCUGGUGGCCCCGGGAAACGCAGGCACAGCCAACUGUGGGAAGAUUAGCAACUCUGAGGUAUCAGUGAGUAACCACGCCAUCUUGGCUCAGUUCUGUAAGGAUCAUCACGUGGGGCUGGUUGUGGUCGGACCUGAGGUACCGCUGGCAGCAGGUAUCGUAGACGACCUGACGGCAGCGGGAGUGCCAUGUUUCGGCCCUUCUGCCAAAGCAGCUCAGUUAGAGGCCAGCAAGAGCUUCUCCAAGGCUUUCAUGGAGCGUCACAGCAUCCCCACGGCCCGUUACGGCUCCUUCACCGACCCCCAGGAAGCCUGCAACUACAUCCGCACCACCGACUUUCCUGCACUGGUAGUGAAGGCCAGCGGUCUGGCAGCAGGGAAGGGAGUAAUUGUGGCAAGAGACCAGGACGAGGCCUGUCAGGCUGUGAUGGACAUCAUGAAGGACAGAGCGUUUGGAGCUGCAGGGGAGACGGUGGUGGUUGAGGAGCUUCUAGAGGGAGAGGAAGUGUCUUGUCUGUGUUUCAGCGACGGCUCCUCAGUGUCUCCAAUGCCUCCAGCACAGGAUCACAAGCGGCUGCAGGAAGGUGACCUGGGGCCAAACACCGGCGGCAUGGGGGCCUACUGCCCCACCCCUCAGGUGAGUCAGGAGCUGCUGCAGCAGAUCAGAGUGACGGUCCUUCAGAAGACAGUGGACGGGAUGAGGGAGGAGGGCACUCCUUAUGUGGGUGUGCUGUAUGCAGGGCUGAUGUUGACCAAGCAAGGGCCAAAGGUGCUGGAGUUCAACUGUCGCUUCGGAGACCCUGAGUGUCAGGUGCUGCUGCCCCUGCUGAAGAGCGACCUGUAUGAAGUGAUCUCGAACACCAUGAAUGGCAAACUAGCCUCCAACGCCCCCGUGUGGCACCAGGACAGUUCUGCAGUCACGGUGGUUAUGGCCAGCGCUGGUUACCCUGGCUCCUAUAAGAAAGGAGUAGAGAUCACGGGUUUGUCCCAGGUUCAGGACAUGGGGCUGCAGGUUUUCCACGCCGGUACAGCCCUGAAGGAAGGAGGCGUGGUCUCCAGCGGUGGGCGGGUCCUGACGGUCACGGCAGUCAGUUCAUCCCUGGAGACGGCCCUGCAGGCAGCCAAUCGGAGCGUGGCUGCCAUUGGCUUCCCGGGUGCCGUGUACCGCCGUGACAUCGGCCACCGGGCCAUUGCCCACCUGAACCAACACAGAGGUCUGACCUAUAAGGACAGCGGAGUGGACAUCGCUGCCGGUAACAAGCUGGUGGAGAUGAUCAAGCCUCUGGCAAAGGCAACUUCUCGUACUGGGUGUAAUGCAGAACUUGGGGGCUUUGCUGGUCUGUUUGACCUGAAGGCAGCAGGAUUUGUCGACCCAAUCCUGGUUUCUGGGACAGACGGAGUGGGGACCAAACUCAAGAUCGCCCAGGCGUGUGGGCAGCAUGGCGGCCUGGGUCAGGACCUGGUGGCCAUGUGUGUGAACGAUGUGCUGGCUCAGGGCGCCGAGCCGCUCUUCUUUCUUGACUACUUCUCCUGCGGCAGCCUGGAUGUGGAUGUGGCCGCCUCUGUGGUUGGCGGCAUCGCUAAGGCCUGCGAGAUGGCGGGCUGUGCUCUGUUGGGAGGUGAGACAGCAGAAAUGCCGGGUGUUUACGCUCCAGGUGAGUACGACCUGGCUGGGUUCUGCGUCGGAGCAGUGGAGCGCGGAGCUCUACUGCCCAGGCUGGGGGACAUCGCUGAGGGGGACCUGCUGAUCGGAGUGGCCUCCUCUGGAGUCCAUAGCAAUGGAUUCAGCCUGGUCCGCAAAGUCCUGGAGAGGGCCCACCUCAGCUACAGCUCCCCCGCUCCCUUUGGCAAGCCAGGACAGACUGUCGGAGAGGUUUUGCUCACACCAACAAAGAUCUACAGUCGUCUGCUCCUGCCAAUCCUGCGCAGCGGUGCUGUCAAAGCCUACGCACACAUCACAGGGGGUGGACUUCUGGAGAACAUCCCUCGGGUGCUGCCCCAGCAGCUGGCAGUCGAUUUAGAUGCAUCUCGAUGGAGCAUCCCUCCAGUGUUUUCCUGGCUCCACAAGGAGGGGGGUCUGAGCGAGGAGGAGAUGGCCCGAACCUUCAACUGUGGCCUGGGGGCAGUGGUUGCGGUCGCCCCCUUGGAUGCUCAGAGGGUUCUGCGCCAGCUUCAAGCGCACGAAGAGGCCUGGAUCGUUGGUUCAUUGGCCCACAGGCAGCCUGGGGCAGAACCUGUGGUGGUCCGUAACCUUAAACACAGCCUGCUGAAUGCGGGACCAGCGUCCGGUGGAGAGUUGGGGGUUGAGCAAGAUAGUGGCUGCCAUGGCAACAACAGGACCCCACGCAAGAGGACAAGAGUAGCUGUUCUCAUCUCUGGCACAGGCACCAACCUUCAGGCCCUGAUAGAGCAGGCCAAGCGUCCGUCCAGCUCAGCAGAGAUUGUGGUGGUCAUCUCCAACAGGCCUGGAGUUCAGGGCCUGAAGAGAGCAUCGCUAGCUGGCAUCCAGACACGGGUGGUGGAUCACAAACUGUACGGGAGCCGAGCAGAGUUUGAUGGCACCAUUGAUCGCGUGCUGGAAGAGUUUGGGGUGGAGCUGGUGUGUCUGGCUGGAUUUAUGAGGAUCCUCACGGGAACCUUUGUCAAGAAAUGGAACGCAAAGCUACUGAACAUCCAUCCAUCCCUGCUGCCAUCAUUCAAGGGUGUGAAUGCCCAGAAGCAAGCCCUGCAGGCAAGGGUGCGCGUCACUGGCUGCACGGUCCACUUUGUAGCAGAAGAGGUGGACGCAGGCGCCAUCAUCGUGCAGGAGGCGGUGCCUGUGCUGAGCAGCGACACAGAGGAGAGUCUGUCCGACAGAAUCAGAGAGGCCGAGCACCGAGCCUUCCCUGCCGCUCUGGAGCUGGUGGCCAGCGGCGCCGUCAGCCUUGGAGGGGACGGAAACAUCAUGUGGAAGUCGGAUUUACAGAGUUAAAGAACUCAAAUCCCGCUCAACGUUACUUUAAAAGACACUUACUAGGCAGACUGAUGAAUAGAAAACAAAUUUACUGUUUUUAAAAGCAUCAGCUAAGGUCACAAUAUAAC